AGUCGCGCGGGUUUGACUUUUUUUUUGUCAUGCCAGCGCCAGAGGGACAGACAAGACGACUUCAGACUCUUGCUAGGCUAGCACUACUAGGUAGUAGUAGAACGACAGGCCGGCAGAAUAGGUCAUGGCCACAGGUACUGCUGCGUGUGUUGGCUGCGUUUGUUGGUGAUGCCGUCUUCUUCGUCCCUUUCUCUGAAUAUCCGAACGUCAAGCACAGGCGUUCUGCUUGGACUGACAUGCAGGGCCGAACACGAUUGCGUCGCAUCAGCAGCAUCAGCGGCAUCAGUCACAGGUCCAGCCACCGUCGACUAUCCGAGUACAGACCACUUGGACAAGUACCCGUACAGAGCAGAAGAUUCGCAUCGAGAGUCUGUCCAUAGACAGGUGCGGCAACCCGGCGAGGGCGAACGAGGUCGAGGAAGGUCCACCCCUCUCCUACUCGUGGGCUCCCAGCGUACGGCUACGCAGAACGGAGCAUGGUCUGGUCUAUUGUUCCCGUGUCCAGUCCCCUGGUGUCUGGUCCGUACGAAUGCCCCGUACUGUACACCAGACUCAGACUCAGACUCAAACCCGGAGGCCAGUCCAGUAGGUAUCCAUUCGUGUGUGUCCAAACUGCGUAGACAACAGGGACCCUGGCCGGCACAGGCACGCAAGGCAUGGAUGGUGGAAGAUGUCUGGAAUGGACGGUUCGCCCAUCGAGUCGAUCCAGUAGGCAGAGAGAGCAGGCGAGAUGCGCCGAAGCUUGUUAGGUGUCAAUCAUUGCCAGAGCAGGCCAUUGAUGCUCCGGCGGUAGGAGAAGCUGGGUCGGGGGGGUUGAAGCCUGAAGGAGGAACACGGACGCUCUUCCAGGGGACGGUAGGAGAAGUCUAGAGACGAGACUUGAGAUGGGGGGAGGGGACCAGCU
Colletotrichum acutatum is the source of this 904-nucleotide messenger RNA. RefSeq lists its product as uncharacterized. The record is from RefSeq and is a predicted model, not a curated record. Bases 169 to 870 code for a protein of 233 amino acids. NCBI's taxonomy places the organism in Eukaryota, Fungi, Ascomycota, Sordariomycetes, Glomerellales, Glomerellaceae. The transcript has a single exon.